AGUACCUUGGGGUCAAGUGACUGCUGCUGUGCCUCACCAGCCAACGGUAUUCGGUGGCCCCAGCCACAGUUGCCCCUCGACCUGUCAGCGUCAGCCUCGGGCCUCCCGCACCUCCAUGACUGAUCGAUCUUCUCUUCCUUCGCGUUCCGUCACUUCCUAUUGCCUUUCCGAGCACCAUGCUGACGCAGCCCCUGCUGCUCUUGACGGACGGCGGCAGGGGGGAGGGGGGCGUGUCGGGAGAGUGAAGCGUGGAAAAGUUGCUCGUUUGCAUGCUUCACUGCUCACGAAAGCCGCCUCCCCAAUUGGCAUGGCUCCAGGAGUCCAGGAGUACAGGCACUUGCCCAGCACCCCGGCAACGGCACCACUCAGCAACAUUGCCGGUCCCCCUCGAGCUCGAGGCUCGAUGCACUGACACUGGCACAAUUGGGCCCAAAAGGGACGUCGGCAUCGGCAUCGGCCCCGUGAACGGCCUUGCAGCAGACAACAAGGGGCUGCCAGGCUGCCAGGCUGCCAUGCUUCCAUGCGCUGGGACAAUGUCUGUCCUGGAGGGUAGAUGCAAUGAAGCAGAGAUGAUGGAGAGGGGGAGAUGCCAUAGCGUUUGCACUGUGAGACGGAGACAGAGACAGAGACAGAGACAGAGACAGACGACUCUACCUGAGCCCGUUUCUGCAGCCAGCCAGCUCCGCUUCGGGUCUGGGCUCACCGCUGGUCACUGUUCUGUCCUGCUCUGUCCUUCUCUGCCCUCUCGUUCUUCCGACUGUGCUGUGCUGUGCUUUGCGGUGAUGUGCUGUCCUGUCCUGUCCUGUCCGUAAACUGCUGGCCUUGUCCAAAGGCCCGCUCGCUCGCUUCGGCCCCUGUGCCAGGCCACCCGGCUAUGCAAACGGCAGCCGUUCCAGGCCCCAAAAUCAGAUCAGCGUCCCCACACUGCUGGCUGGCCUGAUGGGACACCACGACACCCACUGAAAAGUCCAAGUCA
Hyaloscypha bicolor E is the source of this 976-nucleotide messenger RNA. RefSeq lists its product as uncharacterized. The record is from RefSeq and is a predicted model, not a curated record. The coding region runs from base 270 to 812 and encodes 180 amino acids. The transcript has a single exon. NCBI's taxonomy places the organism in Eukaryota, Fungi, Ascomycota, Leotiomycetes, Helotiales, Hyaloscyphaceae.